Messenger RNA from Penaeus monodon (black tiger shrimp), 517 nucleotides. RefSeq names its product zinc finger protein 84-like. Gene Ontology annotation, molecular function: RNA polymerase II cis-regulatory region sequence-specific DNA binding; DNA-binding transcription factor activity. The annotation marks the transcript as partial. Gene Ontology annotation, biological process: regulation of transcription by RNA polymerase II. Lineage: Eukaryota; Metazoa; Arthropoda; Malacostraca; Decapoda; Penaeidae. The transcript has 3 exons. The record is from RefSeq and is a predicted model, not a curated record.
AUGUCAAUGGGGAUUACAGGAGAAAAGCCAAGUUUUUUUAAGUUUCAGGACGACAUCCUUCGAGAAGAGCUUCUCGGCAUGGAUGUCGUCCUCAAUCAGUGCCAGGUAGCCAUCAUGGAUGGUGAAGUACCGAAGUACUCUGAUCUCUGCACAAAACAGUGCAUUGGCAAGGUUUCCUUGCCGAGGGAUGCCUUAGCCCUACUCACGGAUGAGGAAAUAUAUGGCAUAGGAGUCAGUAUCAAAGAAAAGCUCAACGAAGAUGUCACCAAAGAGACAUAUCUAGAUAUUAAGGAAGACCCUUUUGAUUAUACAGAUAAAGGAGGGAUGAAUGUGAGCAAAGUAAAAACGUGGAUCUUCAAGAGCUCAGACUUCACUGACACAUGCAGUAUAUCAAGGCACAUGAAAGCACAUACAAAAAAGAAGCCAUACAACCGUAAAAUUUGCAAUAAGACCUUCUCAGGGAAAGGUCAUCUAAUGGAUCACAUAAGAGUACAUACAGAAGAGAAGCCAUACAAUU